AUGAUCCGUUUCCUCCUGCUUCAAAACCGCCAGGGUAAAACCCGCCUCUCGAAGUGGUGGAUUCCCUUGCACGAUGAGAAGGAGAAGGUUCGGAUCGAGAACGAGGUGCACAGAUUGGUGGUGACCCGCGAUAGGAAGUACACAAACUUUGUGGAGUACGGGACCUACAAGCUCAUCUACCGGCGAUAUGCGGGCCUGUUCUUCACGUUUGGCAUGGACGUGAACGACAACGAGCUCCUGGCGCUCGAGACGGUCCACCUGUUUGUCGAGCUGCUCGAGUCGUACUUCUCCAACGUAUGCGAGCUCGACAUCGUCUUCAACUUCAACAAGGUGUACAACAUUCUGGACGAGUUCAUACUGAGCGGGGAGGUGGAGGAGAGCAGCAAGCGAGAGAUCCUGGACCGAAUUCGAGAGGUCGAAAAGCUGGACUAGCAGCAGCCGAAGAUCGAUCCCCGGGGCAGCUCUGCGCGGCAGUGUCGUGCCCUUAAAGCGUACAUUGAGCGCACCGUACACUCCAAGGCGUCAAUAUCGUUUUUAAUGGAAACAGUCAGUGCGCAUGUACUUAAGAUGUAGAGAUGUUUUGUUUGGAGGCCCAGAGAAAGCAAGAACAGGGCGAAGCCAUUUUUUCCCGUAGGGCAAGAUCCCCUUUGCCGGACAUUUUUUUUUUUCUUGAAUAACAGUCCGUGUGUGUGGAAGUGAAGGUGUCAAUUUUGAGAGAGCAUCGGCCGCCCAAACCGGUUGGCCAAUGGAAAUACAUCAUUUUUUUCGGGACCAGCACUCAAAGCACGCGCGUGCGUGUAACCGUAGUGGCUGGAUAUGUUGACCCAGUCAGUCUUG
Molecule: messenger RNA, 837 nt
Organism: Ectocarpus siliculosus
Lineage: Eukaryota; Phaeophyceae; Ectocarpales; Ectocarpaceae
Source: the annotation of a GenBank genome assembly